ACCGAGAGGCCGGCCCUGUGUCACCCGAGCUCUGAGGCUCUGAAAGGUCGGUGACUUGGCCGCUCUGAGACCCCAACCCGCCAGAGACAGGCCUGGGAUUCCAGCCCCCUCCCCGCGCGGUCUCUCCAGCACCCGGCGGUCUGCGGAGAGGCGGCCGCUGCUCUCUGGCGCCCCCAACCGGCCGUGGAAGAAAUGGGGAGCCGCAGACCCGCUCGCGUCCUGGCCCCAGCGCGCAGGGAGAGAGCGGAUCUAGCCAGGGGGCCUCCAGAGUCAGGGUCCUCGGGCCGCACCCUGCGCAGUGCUCCUGCGGCUCCAGGCUCCGGGCUCGGUCACCCCGGGCGGGAGCCAGUCAGCCUCGGACCCUCGCCCCACGCGGUCCUUUCCAGCCUCGGUGUUCCCGCCUCUGCCCUCGGGGCGACGAACGGAGCCCGUCGUCGCGGUGCAGCGGCCGGCCUGGGAAGGGUGGACGGGAGCGCCGCGCCCGAGUAAUGCUGCGGCCCAGAGAGGAAGGGGUGUCGCCUGCAGGUCACCCAGAGGACACCGGGAGGGGAAUUCCUGGGGUGGGAGUGAGGCGAGGUGGAUAAAGUGGAAGCAGUGGAGGCUAGACCUUGGGUAGGACGCACUGCGGCCUGACCUUCCAGGGCCACCAACGGGGUGCGGGAGAGGAGGGGACCGCUCACAGGACCCCUCCGCACGCCUCCAGCCCGUUCCCCCUGCUCCCAGCGCUCCCAACCCCAGCGCUCCACGACCGCUGGACGCCCUGUCGGGUCCGGGUCUGGUAGAGAGGAAGGAGCCCCGCGGAGGCCUAGAGGGACUCGGGGGCUGGCGGGGGGCCGGCGCGGGUUCCGCGGCCGGGUCCCCGCACUGGGCACGCCCCGCCGCCUUCCUGAGCUCUCCCAGAAGAUGUCGGGAGCUAUCUUCACGCCCCUGGAGGGCCUGGGUGCCCUGGACGCCGCGAGCGGCCACCCGCUGGUGUGCCCACUGUGCCACGCACAAUUCGAGCGCCCCUGCCUGUUGGACUGCUUCCACGACUUUUGCACCGGCUGCCUGCGCGGUCGCGCCACGGAUGGCCGCCUCUCCUGCCCGCUGUGCCAACGCCAGACGGUGGUGAAGGGCCCCAGCGGGCUCCCUCCGGUGGAUCGGCUGCUGCAGUUCCUGGUGGACAGCUCGGGGGAUGGCUCGGAGGCCGAGCAUUGUGCCAACUGUGACCUGGAGUGUAACAAACAGGAUGCAGAGACCAUGUACUUCUGCAACACGUGUGGGCAGCCGCUGUGCGCGCGCUGCCGCGAUGAAACGCACCGGGCACGCAUGUUCGCGCGCCACGACAUCGUGGCCCUGGGUCAGCGCAGCCGCGACGUGCUCCAGAAGUGCACGCUGCACGCUGAGCCCUACAUCAUGUUCUCCACCGACAAGAAGUCGCUGCUGUGCAUCCGUUGUUUCCGGGACAUGCAGGGGGAGAGCCGGGCGCACUGCGUGGACCUCGAGUCAGCCUACGUGCAGGGCUGCGAGCGGCUGGAGCAGGCGGUGCUGGCCGUGAAGGCCCUGCAGACGGCCACCCGGGAGGCCAUCGAGCUGCUGCAGGCCAUGGUGGAGGAGGUGCGGCGCAGUGCCGCGGAGGAGGAGGCCGCCAUCCACGCCCUCUUUGGCAGCAUGCAGGACAGACUGGCCGAGAGGAAAGCGCUGUUGCUGCAGGCUGUGCAGAGCCAAUAUGAAGAGAAGGACAAAGCCUUCAAGGAGCAGCUCUCCCACCUGGCCACUCUGUUGCCCACCCUGCAGGUUCACCUGGUCAUCUGCUCUUCCUUCCUCAGCUUGGCCAAUAAGGCUGAGUUCCUGGACCUGGGCUACGAGCUGAUGGAGAGGCUGCAGGCCAUUGUCACCCGUCCCCAGCACCUCCGGCCAGCGCAGAACAGCAAGAUCACUAGCGACCACCACGCGGAGUUUGCACGCUGCCUGGAGCCGCUGCUGCUGCUGGGCCCCCGACGGACAACAGGUGCUGGGAGCGGCACCAGCACGCUAGCAUCGGGCUCAGGCCCCAAGGUGCUGAUGGGGUCCAGCUGCCCUUCCCCAGCGGGAAGGAUGUUGGGGUCUCUGGUCCGAAAGCCCACGCUGCACCGGUCCAUCAGCACCAAGGUGCUGCUGGCGGAGGGGGAGGACACGCCAUUCUCAGAGCACUGCCGCCGCUAUGAGGACUCCUACCGGCGCCUGCAGGCAGAGAUGCAGAACCUGAAGGACCAGGUCCAAGAGCUGCACCGGGACCUCACCAAGCACCACUCGCUCAUCAAGGCGGAGAUCAUGGGAGACAUCCUGCGCAAGUCCCUGCAGGUGGACGCGCAGAUUGCCUCGGAGUACGCUUCCCUGCAGGGGAUGAGAGCAGUCUUCCAGGAGAUUUGGGAGGAAUCCUACCAGCGGGCGGCUAACGAGCAGGAGAUUUACGAAGCCCAGCUCCAUGAUCUUCUCCAGCUGAAGCAGGAGAAUGCCUACCUGACCACCAUCACCAAGCAGAUCACGCCCUACAUCCGCUCCAUUGCCAAGGUGAAGGAGCGGCUGGAGCCCAGGCUUCAGGCGCCCGCAGACCCACAGUCGGAGCAUCUACAAAACACGCACGAUGACAGCGCCAGUGGAGACACACAGGCCAGGAACGACCCGGUGAGUGUCACAGAGAAGAGAGAGAAAACAUCAGAAGCUAGAGGGAGCGGCCGGACUCUGAGCAGCCCCACAGAAGAGACUCUGCUGAAGAGGAAAGACGCCCCCAGACCCAGACAGGACGGGGGUGACGUCCCCCCGUGGAGGGAGUGUCCGACUUAGCAAAUGGGACCGGCCCGGAGGGGUGGGCGUUUUACAGCCCACACAUCAAGAUUGGGAUAUCUGAGACAAGGCUGUUCCCUUCAUGAAACAAAGAGUCAUCACUGAACAGCAGAGAAACCCAGAAACUCUGACAGGCCCUCAUUUCAGAUUCUUCCGCCUUAACUAAGCUUCACUCUUCCCGGUGUCUGCACUGCACUGCAUGAAGCCCUGGUCCUCCUCAGGAGGCUGGGGACUGGGGAUGGCAUCCCGGGCCACGUGGAAAAGCCCCUCGCUGCUCAGGCGCCUCCCAGGCGUCUGUGGGCCCAGCGGGCACCACCCCGAACCUGAGAUCGUGGGACUCUGGCACAGUGCAGCGCUUCCCCUGCCUCAAAUUCAUCGUCCCUGAGCCACAGCCCCCCUGCUAGUAAGCUGUGCCCAGUACCCUGGGCACAGACUCAAAACCGUGGCUCCGGUUUUCUCCUUUCGCACAAGGACCGAGCUCACAGAGCAGAGAAGCGGCUGGCGGCGUGUGUGGCAGGAGGCGGCCACAACUUCUCCGCUUUUUCCUGCUUUUCCAGACGACGGUCACUCUCGCGUGUUCACCUUCUAUCGAUAGUAAAGGAUGACCCCAAAGUGACUUUUCUCCAGUGGUUUCCACUCCUGCGUGGUGCCCUUUCUCUGAGAUGGAAUUUCACCAAUGUUUAAGGAGGAAAAUUAAUCUGGAUGACCUAAAACUUCAUUUUGGAGAUAAAAAGUCCACAGUCACAUUUUAAGCAGAUAUCCAGCUUGUUCAAUGGUUUCCAGCAGCAAAUGGCUUCCAUGUGCCAGGGAGACCGGCACGUCAGUACCUGAGAGCAUCACGUCCACGUCCAGAGCCUCUGCCCCUGCUGUUCUGGGGCACAGACACGCUCGUUCCACAGCCUCACAAACCCCCGGGGGCCUACAG
This is a messenger RNA of Lutra lutra (Eurasian river otter), 3730 nucleotides long. It is a transcript of the gene RNF207, whose product is annotated as ring finger protein 207. The transcript is spliced from 17 exons. Gene Ontology annotation, biological process: regulation of cardiac muscle contraction; regulation of heart looping. Gene Ontology annotation, cellular component: perinuclear region of cytoplasm. NCBI's taxonomy places the organism in Eukaryota, Metazoa, Chordata, Mammalia, Carnivora, Mustelidae. The record is from RefSeq and is a predicted model, not a curated record. Bases 904 to 2805 code for a protein of 633 amino acids. Gene Ontology annotation, molecular function: Hsp70 protein binding; transmembrane transporter binding; zinc ion binding.